This is a messenger RNA of Mangifera indica (mango), 1964 nucleotides long. Its product is annotated as protein IQ-DOMAIN 2-like. The coding region runs from base 193 to 1665 and encodes 490 amino acids. The record is from RefSeq and is a predicted model, not a curated record. The transcript has 6 exons. Gene Ontology annotation, molecular function: protein binding. Lineage: Eukaryota; Viridiplantae; Streptophyta; Magnoliopsida; Sapindales; Anacardiaceae.
CAAAGAAAGGCGGGCUCCACUUGCUCCUAUGAAGUGGGGUCACACUAGCAAGAGCCCAGCUGGGUUUUCCCUUCUCUCUUUUUUAUUCACACGAUCACCACUUCAGCUUCUUAUACAGGCUUCCUUCAAGUUCUUUCUCCUGAGAUCUGCUGUGUUUUUCAGAGGUUAACUGAAUUGAGGAAUGAUAAGGAAAUGGGGAGGAAAGGAAAGUGGUUUUCAAAUGUGAAGAAGGCUUUGAGUCCAGAUUCGAAGGAGAGGAAAGAGAAGAAAUCAAAGAAGAAAUGGUUUGGAAAGGAGCAAGAUUUCGUUUCGGAGUCUGUUCCUUUAGAGACCGUGAAGGCACCUCUUCCUCCGCCUCCUCCUGCUCUCCAGCCGGAAGAGGUAGAGGAUGAACAGAGAAACUAUGCAGCCACUGUGGUUGUUGCUGCUACGGUGUCAGAGGAGGCGGUCGUUGUUGCUGAUGCUGUUCCGGAGGUUGUUCGAUUUAUAAGAAAUACUCGGUUUGAUGGCAAAUCUGAGGAAGAGGCGGCGGCAAUCAGGAUUCAGACUGCAUUUCGUGGUUACUUGGCAAGAAGGGCAUUGAGGGCUUUAAGAGGUCUUGUCAGGCUAAAAUUACUUAUAGAAGGUCCUGUGGUGAAACGGCAAGCCACAAAUACCCUUCGAUGCAUGCAGACUCUCUCACGUGUGCAGUCUCAGAUUCUUUCAAGGAGGAUCAGAAUGUCAGAGGAGAAUCAGGCUCUCCAAAAACAACUCCUACAAAAGCAUGCCAAAGAGAUUGCAACACAGAUGGGGGAUGAUUGGGAUGACAGCCUACAGUCUAAGGAGAAAAUUGAAGCAAGCCUGCUAAGCAAGUUUGAAGCAGCCAUGAGAAGAGAAAGGGCAAUGGCUUACUCGUUCUCUCAUCAGAAAACCUGGAAGAAUUCAUCAAAAUCUGUAAAUCCAAUGUUCAUGGAUCCAAGGAAUCCCACCUGGGGUUGGAGCUGGUUGGAACGAUGGAUGGCAGGGCAGCCAUGGGAAAGCCAUGGCAUGACUGAGAAAGAAAUCAGCAAUGACAGCUCAUCUGUAAAGAGUGCAAGCCGCAAUAUAGUUGGAGAAAUCAGCAGAUCUUAUGCUCGCCACCAACUCAAUUCUGACAAGCAAUCCCCAACAACCAAUCAAAAAGUAACCAAAACUCCAAGCCGUCAAUCCCCAUCAACUUCUACAAAGCCACCUUCUUCAACAGGUGCAACUCCUACCAAGCCACCUUCUUCAACAAGUGCAACUCCUAUCAAGCCACCUUCAUCAGGUGCAAGGAAAUUGAAGCCAAUGAUCCCAAGGGCCAGUGUUUCAGGUCAAGAUGAUGACACUAGAAGCAUGGUCAGUGUGCAGUCAAAUCGAAGGCAUACUAUCGGAGGCUCAAGUGUGCAAGAUGACGAGAGUCAACCUGGCUCUCCGGCAGCUCCACGUUACAUGGUACCCACUGAAUCUGCAAGAGCAAAAUCCAGGUUGCAGAGCCCAUUGGGGGCUGACAAAGGUGGAACUCCUGAAGAGGUAUCUUCAGCCUCUGCAAAGAAACGGCUCUCUUAUCCACCAUCACCAGCCAAGCCAAGGCGGCUAUCUGCUCCACCAAAAUUGGACAGCAGCAUUAACACAGAAAUUAGUGUGAGCAAUGGAGCAGGCAAUUAAGGAGAAAGGACAUAAAAAACAAGCACAAUUUGAUUAAAGAAUCCUCAGCUGCUGUUAAAAUUUGUUGUAUUGAUUGCACUCUCAAGUGUUGGUUUGGGGUGAAAUCUGAUUUCAUUCUACUGAAUUAUUGUUAUUUAUCUGUUGAUUUUUUAUAGUUACUCUCAUUUGUUGAGUCGUUGACAUUCAUAGUUGUGAUAACAACUAUGUAUGUUUACAUUCUGAAUAAUUCAUAAAAGUGCAGUUGUCAUGUCGUUGAACUUCUUCACGAAUAUAUUAAUUUCUAAUUUCUUGUUUAUAAA